Molecule: messenger RNA, 531 nt
Organism: Nezara viridula (southern green stink bug)
Lineage: Eukaryota; Metazoa; Arthropoda; Insecta; Hemiptera; Pentatomidae
Source: the annotation of a GenBank genome assembly
AUGGCAGCCUACGACAAGUACAAGUCGGAAUACAGCAGGAUUCGGAGGCUAACGUCCGACCUGGGCAGGAUUGUCUCGUCUGAAUAUGGCCUCACAGAGGAGCAGGUUGCAGAGUUUAAAGAAGCAUUCAUGCUCUUUGAUAAAGAUGAAGAUGGAGCUAUCACCAUGGCCGAGCUAGGUGUCGUCAUGCGAUCACUUGGUCAGAGACCUACAGAGACAGAAUUAAGAGAUAUGGUAAGCAAUGUUGAUCAAGAUGGAAAUGGUUCAAUUGAAUUCAAUGAAUUUCUUCAAAUGAUGUCAAAAAAAAUGAAAGGUGCUGAAGGUGAAGAUGAACUUCGAGAAGCAUUCAGAGUUUUUGACAAAAACAAUGAUGGAUUGAUUUCAAAUUCAGAACUAAGGCAUGUCAUGACAAACUUAGGAGAAAAAUUGUCGGAUGAAGAAGUGGAUGACAUGAUUAAAGAAGCAGAUCUUGAUGGUGAUGGAAUGGUCAAUUAUGCAGAGUUUGUAACAAUCUUGACUUCAAAGAAAUAA